AUGACCAGAAAAUACAACUCGGUGCAAGGCCUCGAUAUGCCAUGGGCCUCACAAAUAUCCGCCCAGCUGCCCAGUCCGUUCAUGCCUGUACCUGCAGCACAGCCAGUCCGAGCUCAGGCACCCAUCGCCGAUGAACCCAUCCGACCCGAGGAUUACUCUAAACCAUACUGCGAGUUCAUGACAUCCAAUCCCACAAUUUUCCACGCUGUCAAAUCUUUCUCCAAGCAGCUCGAAGAGCAUGGCUACAAGCACCUCUCCGAGCGAGCGGUGUGGACAUCGGAGCUGAAACGAAGCGGCAAGUUCUACACUACCCGCAACGGCAGCUCUUUGAUUGCUUUCAACGUUGGCUCCAAAUACGAGAGCGGCAACGGGGUGGCUAUCGUUGCUGGCCAUGUCGAUGCCUUGACCGCCAAGCUGAAGCCCGUGUCCAAGCUACCAAACAAAGCAGGCUUCCAGCAGCUCGGCGUUGCCCCGUACGCCGGUGGUCUCGGCGCUACUUGGUGGGAUCGCGAUCUUGGUAUCGGUGGUCGUGUGCUCGUCCGCGAUCCGGAAACUGGCAAGGUGGAGACUAAGCUGGUCAAACUUGACUGGCCUAUUGCUCGUGUGCCUACCCUCGCUCCCCAUUUUGGGUCUCCUGCGAAUGGCCCAUUCAACCAGGAAACCCAAAUGGUGCCUGUUAUCGGAAUUGAUAACUCUGAUUUGUUUGAUCACUCCAAGGUCGAGUCUAGUGACGCCAAGUUUGGCACAUUUACCUCGACCCAGCCUGAGAAGCUUGUGAAGAUCAUCUCCAAUGAGCUUGGUAUCACAGAUUAUAGCACUAUUGUCAACUGGGAAUUGGAACUCUUUGAUACUCAGCCCGCUCAACUAGGAGGUCUGGAGAAGGACAUGAUCUUCGCCGGUCGCAUUGACGACAAGCUCUGCUGCUAUGCUGCACAGGAAGCGCUCAUUGCUUCUUCGGACAGCACAUCGACCGGAACCGUAAAGAUGGUUGGUAUGUUCGAUGACGAAGAGAUUGGCAGUUUGCUUCGCCAAGGUGCUCGGUCGAACUUUAUGAGCAGCGUCAUUGAGCGUAUUACCGAGGCGUUCGCGAAGGACAACUACGGUCCCAACCUCCUUUCCCAGACAGUGGCCAAUAGCUUCUUGGUAUCAUCAGAUGUCAUCCACGCAGUCAACCCGAACUUCCUUAAUGUCUACCUUGAGAACCACGCGCCCCGCCUUAACGUUGGCGUGGCAGUUUCUGCCGACUCAAACGGACACAUGACUACCGACAGUGUCAGCGAAGGCGUCAUGAGGCGAGUUGCAGAGCGCUGUGGGUCAACCCUGCAGGUCUUCCAGAUCCGCAAUGACUCUCGCAGCGGUGGCACUAUUGGGCCCAUGACCAGUGCCCAGAUCGGCAUGAGGGCCAUUGACUGCGGUAUCCCGCAGCUGAGCAUGCACAGUAUUCGGGCGACUACUGGUAGCUUGGACCCCGGCCUGGGUGUUAAGUUGUUCAAGGGAUUCUUUGACCACUAUGAAGAAGUCGAUAAGGAGUUCACCGACUUUUAG
This is a messenger RNA of Penicillium egyptiacum, 1545 nucleotides long. Lineage: Eukaryota; Fungi; Ascomycota; Eurotiomycetes; Eurotiales; Aspergillaceae. The record is from the annotation of a GenBank genome assembly.